Loa loa (African eye worm) is the source of this 189-nucleotide messenger RNA. RefSeq lists its product as hypothetical. NCBI's taxonomy places the organism in Eukaryota, Metazoa, Nematoda, Chromadorea, Rhabditida, Onchocercidae. The transcript is spliced from 2 exons. The record is from RefSeq and is a predicted model, not a curated record. Bases 1 to 189 code for a protein of 62 amino acids.
AUGUCCGGUUUUACUUUCGGCACACAGGGAGCUGCUUCCGCAACAUCUACCGCAGGUAAUUUGUUCGGGACGGUGCCCAAACCAUUGUUUGGCACUUCGACAGCUACUGUACAAACUGCAGGUGUCGGCCUUUUUGGAGCGCCUACAUCUCUAGCUGCAGCCUCCACAACAUCAGCAGGUGAACUUUGA